AUCAACCCGUAGGAUUUGAUGUGAAAUUGUUAGCAUGUCGUGAAGUGGCACUUCUCUUGACUCUCUUGAGACAAAUACAAGAAGAAACAAAACGAUCAAAAUUGGUUAGAGCGAGCAUGAGCCAAAUAGAGAAGACAGAGGAGAAUGAAAAGGGAGAAAUCGAGGAAAGCAGUAACGACUCGAGAAGCGUUGGGACUCAAGUUCCGGAGGUGGAGAUCCAUGUAUUCAGGCGUGGCAAGGGUCCAAUCGAGGUGUUGAAGUCGAAGCUAGUAGGGUAUGAACAAGACCAGCUCGACGUCCGUGACAUCCUCGACAAAUACAGCUUCAAAUCCAUCUUCGCUUUCAAUCCCAAUCGAAAUCCCGCCGGUUCCUGCGGCCGUGGCCUCGCCAUACGCUUCAACUCUAGGAAUGGACGCUCUAUCUUGACUUACAGAGACGGCGCAACCAUUUACAUCGAUGGCGAACCCAAGGACUCCCUGAUCCAACCAGUGACCAAGAUCUUGAUUGGGGUAGCAGUUAUAACCAUUUUAAUAGCAUUGGUUUUGAAGGAAACUCCGGCAUGGAUUGAGAAAUUCAACAUAUUUGGUGGGAGCUUCCCUCCAUGGAUCCUUGCUUGUGUGGUUAUUGUAUUCACUCGCAUGAGGAAAAGAACCAAGGACUUGUUAAAAAAGUAUGGUUGGUGAAUAGACAACAUUGGCUUUUCAGCCUACCUUUUUUUUUUUUCCUUUCCUUCUUUCUUUUAGGGCUUUUGUGUUUCUUCAACUCUUUCCAAGUUUUGGCUAAAUCAAGUUUUCUUGAUAAUCCACACAUUUAAGUAGAUAAGUGAAAUAUGUCGAUGCAAUUUCCUGUCUU
Quercus robur (English oak) is the source of this 852-nucleotide messenger RNA. RefSeq lists its product as uncharacterized. The coding region runs from base 117 to 683 and encodes 188 amino acids. Lineage: Eukaryota; Viridiplantae; Streptophyta; Magnoliopsida; Fagales; Fagaceae. The transcript is spliced from 2 exons. The record is from RefSeq and is a predicted model, not a curated record.